Molecule: messenger RNA, 3680 nt
Organism: Acaromyces ingoldii
Lineage: Eukaryota; Fungi; Basidiomycota; Exobasidiomycetes; Exobasidiales; Cryptobasidiaceae
Product: ARM repeat-containing protein
Exons: 3
Coding region: 84-3482 (1132 amino acids)
Biological process (GO): protein import into nucleus
Cellular component (GO): nuclear envelope; cytosol
Molecular function (GO): small GTPase binding
Source: RefSeq, a predicted model, not a curated record
CGCCCUCGCGACUUGUUGUAGUCAACGUUCGCUGACCUACCUACACGCUCGAGAAGAAGCGCAGACAAGGUGGCCAGCGGCGAAUGGGGUCUCUCGGCAUGGCACACGAUCCAUCGUACGUGCCCCGGCCCUCUGGCUUGGGCAGGAGUACCUCGUUGCCGGAACCGACGUUUGCCUCGCUUCUCCCCGUCUUGUUCCAGGCGACGUCGCCCGAUGGCCCCACGCUCUCGCGGGCCACCGACUACCUGGCCGACCUGGAGCCCUAUCCGAGCUUCUGGUCGCUGCUCCUCGACGUGGCGUUUGAGCGACGUUUUGAGAUUGACGUCGCGACGCUGUCCAAGGAGAAAGCGGCCAUGGGCCUGGGCUCCGACGUGUCUGCGCACGACGUCGAGGGUCGGUGCAGCGCCAUGCGCGCACUGGCCAUCAUUCGCUUCAAGAAUGGCGUCGACAAGUACUGGCGCAGCCGCGUCGUCAACCGCGUGACGAUUACGAUUCCCAAGGAGAAAAAGGACGAGCUUCGGAGGAGCCUCUUUCGCUGCCUCGACGAACCGGACCGCGUCGUGGCGCUCCAGGCCAGCGUGGCUGUGGCCAGGAUCGCCCGGCUUGACUUUCCCAAUGCAUGGCCGACGCUGUUCGAGGACCUGCAGAGAGCCAUGGUGGAGGCCCAUGCGUCCUUGUCUGCGUCGGAAUCCCUGUCAAAUGGCGCCACAGAGUCGCACCACCUCGAUCGCAACCGGCUCAUUCUCCUCCGCGCGUCCGACGUCUGUGCUCGGACUCUCAAGGAGCUCGGCACCGUUCGGAUUCUCGCUGGAAAGAUUAGGAUGACGGAGCUCUCUCGAAUGCUGCUCCCGACGCUGGCGCCCAUGCUGCACCAGUACUUUGCCGAGACAUUUGCUUCCACAUCGGACCUUCAGGGAUGGGCCUCGUCGCCCUUUCUCGCAGAGAGGAUCCGCACCUGCCAACUCCUUCUGAAAGCCGUCACACAUCUCGCCGUGGCCGACAUGGGCGCCAUCACCAAGAACUCGGCCGCUGCCGGCGGCCUGGCGCCCAACCUCGCCCAAGACUUUUUCCGGACGACGCCCGGGAUGCUGCAGAAUCUGCGGGACGCGAGGCUAGCAUUUAUUCAGCUCGUCAGCGGCAAAGAGGGCAGCAUCGACAUGCAGAACUUUGCCGGGCCGAUUCUGGCGAACCUGCAGAAGCAUCUGCUCGGCUUUGGCAAGUUCUACAUUGCGCUGCUGGAGAGAGAGCGGUCAAAGGCAGCCAGUUGGCAAGGGUGGGGAGAUGUGAUCUGGUGGUACUGGGUGCAGGCAAGAGAGUACAACGCCGCUGUGGGACAAGAAGAGGAGCUUGUAAAGACACACCCAAGACGUUUCGUCGUCCAGGCGCUGACCCUGUUGCGCAAAAGCUUAGAAGAAUGGAAGAAAGACUCGCUGCCAGGUCCAUUCGCUCAAGGGUCAUUUGCCCAGGACGCCGCGGACAUUCUGAUGGGCCGCUUAAUGCUCCUGUCAAGAGAAGACCUGGAGGCGUGGGAGGCGGACGCCGAAGACUGGGCCGUCAACGAGGAGGCCGAGACCUACGACAUCGACGUGCGUCCGGCUGCCGAACGGACGCUGAUGGUCUUGGCGUCAUCGACGAAGCCGGCAAAAGCCGUGGGCGAAUACAUCUGGGCCAAGUUCGAGGCUUGCUCGAGCGAGCCACCGGCUGGCGACCUGGACAGCUUGUUGAGGAGGGAUGCUCUGUAUGCGGCUCUGGGUCGAUGUAGGGACGAAUUGCCCGAGGAGGCAUCUCUCUCCAUCGUCGCCGGCCAAAGACUGGUCCCAGAAGCGUCAUUGGAUGUCGAUGCAGGCCGAAGCUGGGUCAUUAUGCGGAGGAGAAUCGCAUGGCUCCUCUGGGAGUGGUCCGAUCACAUUCAUCCCCCGCAACGACCUUCGGUGUAUGGGCUCCUCGUUUCGCUUCUGGAAGACGUGCCAGACAAAACGGACGCAGCGGUGCGAUUGGCCGCGGCGAGAUCCAUCUCGGCCCUCGCCGAUGCCCUCGAAUUCGACCCAGAGGCGUUCCAGCCUUACGUCGAUGUUGCCUUGACGCGACUGGCCAAGCUAGCCGCCGCAUCGGAUUUGCACGAGAUGGACAGCAUCAAGACGUGCACCAAUGCGCUAGCCAUUCUUCUCGAGCGAUUGGGGCCGCGCGUGGCGCCUUACGUGGACCAGCUUGCGUCGCUCGUUCCGCCACUCUGGAGCAGCGAGGAUCCGGACUGCAAGGCGAAACCGAGCGUGAUUGUGUUUGUCGGUAAGCUCGUGCGCUCCGUCGAGUUGAUCCCGCAAGGUCGACAAGGGUCCGGCGACCAGCUGCAUGGCAUUGUCGAGGUGAUUGUGCGGGACAGUCUUCAGCCUGCUACUUCGACGCUGCUGGGAAAGGAUGCCUUUGAGCUGUGGAUCAAGGCCCUUCGCUCUAGCCCGACGAUGACAGAGCCCCUCUUCAGGCUGCUGCCUCUCUUGCCAGAGUACAUGAACCAGCCGGAAUUCUGCCCCGAAGCAUGUCGUGUUGUGCAAGAGUCGGCUCUGAUGGCUCCCAACGAGCUGCUAGCGCAUCAUGGCGCCAACAUCUUCUCUGCCUUUACCUCGAUCAUUGCGGACCCGAUGAGUCCGCUCAUCCUUCACCCUCUGUCUACGCUGGACAUUGUCAUUCAGUCACUCGCCGCUUCUGGUGCUGGUCAGGACGUGUGGCCUCAAUUGGUGGACCAGACGGGUCUCCUGGCUGCACUGGUCGGAUCGCUUCUCUGCGUCAAGGAGGCAGCCGUAGUGUCUGCCUAUUUUGUCUCGCUCCUUGCCAGGCUGGCCUUCGUCUCAAGUGGUGACAUGUUCAUGCAACUCCUCCACUCUGCAUCUGCGCGUCUCGAUGGCAUCUCUUCGUCGCCAUCCGAGGUGGCAAGCAAGAUCAUCAAGCCCAUGCUGCUCCUGUGGUGUCAGCGCUUCGAGAACAUGAGCUCCAGCCGACGUCGACGCAUCACAUGCAUGGGUCUUGCAGCCGUGUUGGGUGCCGCGGAUCCAUCGAGGGAGCCAGAGGUGUACGAUGCGUUGCCCGAGAUGAUCUCCGUGUGGACCGAGGCGCUGUCCGAGCUGGCCUCGUCCGAUCUCGCCUCCUCUUCGUCGUCUAUCGGAGGUGCACCCAAUGCGCCGCCUCCUUCGCCGCUCUCGCACCGGAGCGCCAGCGGGGACUUCUACCAGGCAAGAGGCCGCUCUCCAUCGCCCGCCCUCUCGCUGGGCCUCGAUGACGACGGCGAUUGGCUCGAAGACAACAGCCCCGGCAAAGCUAGGCUGAACAACCUGUCCGACGUAGACCCGAGCUUCCGAACGAGGCUGCAAGAGCUUCUCUCGGCAACGCUCAAUCGCGCACAAGCCAAAGACCCCCAGAGGUUCAACGCAGUCAUGGCAAACGUUGAUCCACUCGUCGUAGAGAUGCUCCAAAAGGAUCUGGCAAAGUGAAUCAGCUUGCCGAUCUUUCUCCUCCCUCUAGAUACCCUCCCUUUCCGACUCUACACUAAUCUUUUCCUCGAGCCCACAUCAGAGUCACUACACUCGUAAAACGCCUGUUAGCAUAAUCACUCGCACAAAACCAAAGGAGAAAUGUCAAAAAAGAGUCCAUUGCUUGCGAAUUAGGAUGCUGCCAUUAAUGAUGUAGAC